Messenger RNA from Trichomycterus rosablanca, 1014 nucleotides. It is a transcript of the gene oafb, whose product is annotated as OAF homolog b (Drosophila). The record is from RefSeq and is a predicted model, not a curated record. Lineage: Eukaryota; Metazoa; Chordata; Actinopteri; Siluriformes; Trichomycteridae. The transcript is spliced from 4 exons. The coding region runs from base 145 to 960 and encodes 271 amino acids.
CCGUAAGAAAGUUGGAAGUUGAGGUUGGAAGAGGAUGAGAAGAUCUCAGGCGGCGGUGUUUACUUCAUUCACUGCUCGUUUGGGUUCUCCAGAAGAGAUGAGGCUUUGUGUUCCUGCGGUUCCUGGGUGUUUGUGUCUGUACUAAUGAACGGGUGUAGUGUAUCAGCAGGCUCACUGCGUUAUAUCAGCGUUAUUAACGUCGUAUUAUUAGGAGUCUUGGUGUGUUUAAGUGCAGGAUCAGAACUGAAAGUCAGGGUCAAGCUGUUAGAUGGACAGAUAGCAGAACAGAGAUUAGAAUCGGACAGUGAUCGGGACAUCAUCUCUGUAGAGUUCAGACACACAGAUGGAACUCUCAUCACCUUCCUGUCUGACUUUAAACGGCAUGUGAAGAUCCUGCGGGCGCUGGUGCUGGGCGAGCCGGAGAGGGGCCAGACGCAGUACCAGGCCCUGUGUUUCAUCAGCAGACUGGAGCAUGGAGAGAUCAUCCCAAGCGAGGCCAUGGUCAGACUGAGACAGAAAAACCCUGAUGUGGUGCGGACGGCAGAGGAGAAACGAGGUACCGAGAGGAUGAGGAUGAACAUGGCGGUGAACCUGACGCUCUCGGGGCACCUCAGCUCGCACAUCCGGAGCGUGUGCCGGGACGCCCGCGACGUCGUCUACGCGCGUGAGGAGGAUGUCAAAUACUGGAUAGAAAAAGGUGUGAACGCCUCCAUAUUCAAAGAUCUGCCCCCGAGCGGAGACGCCGCGGCCCCGAGAAGCUGCAGCGCGACCGCGGACACGUGGCAGCCGUGCUCGUGCAGCUACACCGUGAGACUGGAGUGGUACCCGUGCGCCCUAAAGUUCUGCCGCGGCCGCGGGCCGAGUCCCUACAGGUGCGGCAUCAGGAGCUGCAGCAAGGCCUACAGCUUCGACUUCUACAUGCCGCGCAGACAGCUGUGCAUGUGGGACGAGGAGAGCUAACGGUACCGCUUUAACCAGACAAAGAAACGAUCCGGCGUUAUCGGUGCUGCAGAA